Messenger RNA from Paramuricea clavata, 2067 nucleotides. NCBI's taxonomy places the organism in Eukaryota, Metazoa, Cnidaria, Anthozoa, Malacalcyonacea, Plexauridae. The record is from the annotation of a GenBank genome assembly.
AUGGAUGAAUCUUCGUCUGAGGAUGAGGAUCGAGGUCCUCCAAGAAAGCUUUUAAAGCCGAAAAGCAAAAAGUACAAGCAAAACUUUCGUCAAGAAUGGAUGAAAGAUCCGUCUUUUCAGCAAUGGCUUCUUCCUCUUAAACAUCAUGAAAGCGAACCAUCGUGCAAAGUGUGCUCGAAGAAAUUAACUUGUUCAAAAACUGCUUUGCAGCGACAUGGAGAGUCAAUCCAUCACAAGCAAGCUUAUGCAAAUGCAUCCAGACAGGUUAGCAUUUACACCAGCCUUCAAAACCAAGACAGCGCGAACGUAUAUAAGGAGAUCACAACGGCUCAAGUAGCAGCUUUUAUUGCCGCACACAACCUUCCCCUUAGACUGGCGCCGUUUCUGUUAGAUUUGAUAAAAGCAAGGUGUCCUAAAAAUAGUCAAGAAACAAACUGUCUUCGAAAGAUUGAGAUUGGUGCCACAAAAUGCACAAAUGUGAUUCGUCAAGGUAUCGGACUGCAUUAUGCACAAGAGUUGAUCGAUAUCUUGCGCCGCAUGAGAUACAGUAUAAUUCCAGAUGAGACGACGGAUGUUUCCUCAGAAAAGCAGUUGGCAGUAUGUGUAAUGUACGUUGACGAAACCGAUUUGUUACCAGUAACUAGAUUUUUGGAUAUUGUGGAGGUUGAUAACUCUGGAGCAAAUGGGUUAUACCAAGCGAUAAGAGCGAUUUUUCAGGAAAAAUUUAUUCCUCUUUCCAAUAUAAUUGGUUACUCGUCUGAUACUUGUAAUGUGAUGUUUGGAGAAAAUCUUAGUGUGUCCACUCUCCUGAAAAAAGACUUUCCACAUGUUACUGCUGUGAAAUGUAGUUGCCAUCUUAUUCAUUUGUGUGCUUCUCAUGCCUGCUUAAAACUUUCGAAAUCACUGGAAGAUUUGUGUAGAAAUAUCUAUUCGCACUUUAGUCGAUCAUCACUCCGUCAAAAGGAUUUUAAGCAGUUUCAAGAGUUUGUGGAAGCGCAACCCCACAAGAUGCUGAAACUUUCCCAGACAAGAUGGUUGUCUCUGGAGAGUUGCGUUAAUAGAAUUCUGGAGCAAUGGGAAGCUCUCCGUCUCUAUUUUAUUGCGUUUGUGGCUGAUGGCAAAGAUCCGUCUUAUACAACUGAUAGCAUUUUGAAUGCCUUGAAUAACAAGUUCGUGCUAGCGCAGUUAGAAUUCUUAAGUGCCCAGUUGAAACGUCUCAACGAAUUUAACACCAUGUUCCAGUCGACUGAACCGUUGUUACAUUACCUCAGAGAGGAAGUCACAAAGCUCCUGAAAGAUAUUCUUAGUGAUUUUAUUUCAAUGGACGUAGUCAGGAAAGAGGAUCCUUUCACUAUCGACCUGGAUUGCAUGAAUAUCAGAUUGCCUUUGGAUAAAGUGUAUAUGGGAAUCUUGGCUACAAAUACCUUGUUUGAACUGAAAGAUGAUCCGAAUGUACAGACAGUAAAGAAAGCUUGCGUAGAAUUCCUUGUUGAACUAGUCAAACAAAUAAGAUCGCGUUUUGACAUGAAAGAUCCAAUUUUCAAGUUGGUAGAAUUUCUUAUUCCAAGCAAUGCCGUUAAGUGUGUACCACCUUCGCUCAAUGAACUGUUCCUGACUCUACCAUACUUAGCUGAAGUAGCGGACGUUACCCGUGCUGACCAGGAGUGGAGAAAACAGGCUCUGGAAGAGCCAGAAGAAGUUGCCCCCGAAGAGACGUCAACUGUUUUUUUGCAAAAAAGGUUGAAUGCCAAAACUCUCAAUGGAACUCUUAAAUAUCCAAACCUCAAAAAAGUUGUUGCCUGCGUAAUGUCCCUGCCAUGUUCGAAUGCUUCAGUUGAACGAGUUUUUAGUCUGCUGAAGCUGAUUAAAACAGAUUUCAGGAACGCACUGAAGAGAGAGACACUUGUAGGUCUUAUGCAUGCUCAUGUGGGCAUGAAAGCCAAUGAUGUGCAUGCACAUCAAUUGGAGCUUAAUGCAGAGUUUGUUCGUGUGCUCAAAUCUGUCAAGAGCAAUGCUACUGACAGUGAGGCUGGUGAACUUAUUCGUGAACGUUUCAAGAAAGUCUGA